This is a messenger RNA of Hydra vulgaris (swiftwater hydra), 1369 nucleotides long. RefSeq names its product proto-oncogene Wnt-3-like. Gene Ontology annotation, molecular function: frizzled binding; cytokine activity. Gene Ontology annotation, cellular component: extracellular region. Gene Ontology annotation, biological process: canonical Wnt signaling pathway; multicellular organism development; neuron differentiation. NCBI's taxonomy places the organism in Eukaryota, Metazoa, Cnidaria, Hydrozoa, Anthoathecata, Hydridae. The record is from RefSeq and is a predicted model, not a curated record.
AACUGCAAGGUAAUAUUUGUUAGGCAAAAAAGUUUAUUUAGGGUAAGAUUUAUUUGGUUUAGAUUUUAUUUGAGACAAAGUAAUUAUUUAGGACUUAAAUGAGGUAUGGUUUAUACUGAGUAAAGUUCACGCUAUGGUAUGUGUGGAGUAACGUUCAGGGCGCUUGGGACGCAAACGUCAGCAAUUGAAUCCAGGCCACGUUCAUCAAUCAAUAAAAAUUUAUGUCGAGCGCUUUAUCUUCAUCACUACCAAAGAACGGUAUGUUUAAAUUACACUGAUCUAAUGUUAAGCGUUGCAGAAGGAAUACGACUGGGAAUUGACGAAUGUCAAGUUCAAUUUAAGCACCGUAAAUGGAAUUGUACGAUAAACGAACAUGGAACAUCCGUUUUUGGCCCAAUUAUUACAACAGCCAGCAGAGAAAGUGCAUUUAUUAGUGGAAUUAUAUCUGCGGGAGUUGCGUUUUCAGUGACUGAGUCAUGUGCAGAAGGAAAAUCUGUCCACUGUCGUUGCGAUAAUAGUGUACGAGGUCAAACGGACGAAGGUUGGCGCUGGGGAGGUUGUAACAGGCCAAUCACAUAUGGUAUAUGGUUUUCGCAGUUAUUUAUUGAUCAAGUAGAAAAAAUUGUAAAAAAAAGAAAAGAUCCACGAAAAAUAAUGAAUCUUCAUAACAACAAGGCUGGACGAGAGGUAAUAAAAAACCUUUUACAGACUGAAUGUAAAUGCCACGGAACAUCAGGAAACUGCAACUUAAAAACAUGCUGGCGUUCACAGCCCCAUUUCAGUGAGAUUGGAAAAAUACUUAAAGAAAAGUACGAUUCAGCUCAUGAAAUGGAGUUUCUAUACAAAGUUAAAGCUAACGGUGAAAGAAAAAUAAAAGACCUUAUUCCAAAAUAUAAAGAAUAUCUUCCCCCCUCUUCACUGGACUUUAUUUACUAUGAGGAAUCUCCAAACUACUGCGUAAAAAACGAAACGUUGGGAAUAGCAGGAACCAAAGGUCGUUCAUGUAACAUAACUUCUUCCGGAGUUGACGGUUGCGAACUUAUGUGUUGCCAAAGAGGCUAUAACGUUAAUAUUGUACAAAAAACACAUUCUUGUGAAUGUAAAUUUGUAUGGUGUUGCAAGGUUUCAUGUAAUAGCUGCAUUAAAAUGACGCCUGAAUACACCUGUAAAUAGUCUCAAAAAAAUAAAAUUUUAAUUCAAAUUGAAAAAAGUAAUUUCAUGAUGUUAACACAAUUUUAAAGUGUAAACUCUUUUUUUUUUAAGCGUAUGUUUAUUUAUUUCGGUUGUAAAAAUAAUUUCAUAAAAACGUAUAUUUAUUUAAGUAUUGUAUAAAAUGCAUGAAUACUUGUAAAAAAAUACUUUAACUCAA